Arachis stenosperma is the source of this 900-nucleotide messenger RNA. RefSeq lists its product as uncharacterized. The coding region runs from base 1 to 900 and encodes 299 amino acids. The transcript has a single exon. The record is from RefSeq and is a predicted model, not a curated record. NCBI's taxonomy places the organism in Eukaryota, Viridiplantae, Streptophyta, Magnoliopsida, Fabales, Fabaceae.
AUGGCCAGUAAUAGUCCAUACAUAGUUUUGCUUAUUUAUCCAAAAUGUUGUAUGAGAAAUGGCGACAAUGGGGUGACAUUUGAGUGUGAGGAUCCGAUAUUGUUUUGCACUCAGCGUGUGGAAACAUUGACGGAUUUGAAGAGUUUGAUAUUGAGCAAGCUUGGUGGAACACAAGCGAGAAAAAUCGGAAGAGUGGCGUAUAGGUUGCUGGCAUCCAUGGGUAACAGAAUCUUCCGAUUUCGACUAUUCCGACUUCAAGGGGACGAGCAUGUGCGACUGAUGUUCGACAUCCAUGAGAGGAUCAUGGUGGAGCAGGUAAUCGAGCUUUCCGCAGAGGUGGGACACAGUGGUGGUGGGAGUUCCGUACACUCGACCUAUGUACAGGACGACCGACUUCUCGCACCACCGCCCAUUCAUGUCGUCAUUCCAGUGGAUGAGGCAGAGGAGGGCGAGGAGGAGUCGGACAAAGAUUACGUGACGGAUAGUGCGAACAGCGACUCGUUCGAUGGUGGGGAUGAGGAUGAGUGUGUUCCGGAGACACUUAUCCAGACUGUGGUGUGCCAUGUCCUGCCUCCACCUCACCCAAUUCUGCCAUUAUCGGCAGUGCCAGCUCACUAUCACAGUCUGGAUCUGGAUGCCAUGCAUGAGAGGACUCCGUUUCCUGACAUGGGUGAAGAGGAUUACAACCUAGACGACGGUGUAGAGUUUCGGGUCGACUACAAGUUUAGAAGCCAAGAGGCAGUGCUCCAGGGUGUGAAUAACUAUAGUAUUCGCAGGAGUGCGGAAUACCGCGUAAUCGAAUCGGAAUGGUUAAAGUACCAUGUGCAAUAUCGUCAAGCUGAGAAUGGAUGUCAAUGGAGCCUCCGUGUAUCCCUUCGGCAGAACCUCGGAUACUGGUAA